AUCUUGCUAACGAGAGAGAAUAAAAAAGUUCCUGUGAGAUGCUUUGUGACGCAAAGUGACAGGUUAUAUUGAUGGUUGCCUCAGAUAGAGAUCAUAUAUCAUGAGUGCUGAAUGAGCCGGGACUUGGUGCACAGGCAAAUACGCGCACACUCGAUCUCCUACAGAUGAAUCUCUUGCUGACAGCGGCAGGGUGUGUGCUUCUUCUUCACAAUGUGUCUUAAAGCCUGGAGAUCAUUUGUUUUCUGAACAGACCAGCCUGGACAUGCUGCUCAAACAAUGUAUCUCAGAGAUGUUCAUCCCAACUUUUUACACCGGCAUUGACAUUCCGAAGUCGAGCAGGAUUCUAGACGCGACUGACGUUCGGCUUAAACAUGAUAAUGUUCGAUGCACGAUAUGUGUCUUGCAGAGCAGAAGCCGUCUUCGGAGGCUCGAUGGAAGCUCGACAUGAUGGCGUGCGCGGCAGCCGCUCUUUUAGCCCUGCUCCUGAGUUAUCUGGCAUCGUCUGAAGGUGCUCUGUCUCCUCCGCUCAACCUGAGUGUGGAGUUGCUGGACUUCAAGGCAUUGGCUCGAUGGCUUCCCGGACCAGGGAACCCAAAAGGAACCAGAUACUCCCUCAAGUUUAUAGACAUUAGCCAUUUCUCCACGUCAGCAUGGAAUCAAACCAGAGAUUGCACGAAUAUCACCUUGACCCAAUGCUACCUGAUCCUCAACCAGACAAUUCAGACGGAGUAUUUUGUGAAAGUCAAGGCAGAAUGGAAGGAAGAGCGGUCGAACUGGACGUUCCUGCCGCGUAGCUUCCAGCCAUAUGAAUACACUUUUCUGAGUGCUCCAAACAUGAUCGUGUCUACUGUACAAAAUUCCAUAUGGAUUAACCUCAGCCAUCCAGUCCAAUCACUCAUGGAAGUGCGGAUGAAAUUCUCUGUUGACCUUUUUCAAAUGACCUCUAAAAACACAACAGAGCAUAUUGCACAGAAUAUAACUGCAAGGUCUUCCCGCUUUGUGAAUCUGCCAUCUGGGAAGUACUGCAUCAAUGCUUCUGCUUUCCUUACAGCGAGGUGCAAACGCAACAACAAUGCCACCAGUUGUGUUAUUCUGCAUCAAGACCACAGAGAAAGAAAAGAUUGGGUGGUAAUGGUGGGUGUCUUUCUACUGCUGUCCAUUCCUGCUGUGAUUGGUUUGAUUGGGAUGUACUGCUACGUGAUGGCGUUUAGGAACGGCGACAUUCACAUACCUCUGCAUUUUACAGAAGGAACUGUCCAAAUACUGAACACUGAGGAACUCCAUAUUUUUCCAAUUUCAUUGAUGUUCACAGAUGUAUGCCAGGUGGCUGCACAUCAGGAAAUGGAUGGGAACUCAUCUCAGGGCUACUAUGGGAACUCGCCUCAGCACUACUCUGGGAUCCCAUCACAGGGCUACUCUGGGAUCUCAGCACAGGGCAACGAUGGUGUAAUCAGAAGAAAAGAUCAGAACGUGCCUCCAGUCCCUGAUUUUUAUAGCACAGCUGAGAAGAUGGAAGAAACCGAUGAAUAUCCGACACAGACGGAACAUCAUGCUUAUGGCUUGCCACCAAGAACCUCAUUCUCAGGCGCGAGUCUACCAACUGACCAAAAUGUGGAGAUCGAGAAUAUUUUAAACUUGGAACUAGACAAGUCUGAAGAAGAAAACAUACUGACCUCUUUGUAUUCUUUUGAGCAAACAGACUCAUAUGAAGGAGAGACGGACAGCAUAGCUUCUGAUUAUCUUUUCAAUAGCAACUAUGAGCCCAGGCCUGACCCGGCCUUGAUGUUGAGCAACCAAUUUAGGUCACAACAUUAAACAGUGACGUGAACAAUGUUCAUGGUGCUUCUUUUGUGCUCAUCUGCACAACCCAGCUCAAGUAUGUACAUUUGGGUGGAACACUCGGGUGGUUUAAUAGAACAUUUGGAGAGCAGACAACAAUUCUGCGAGCAAAACAAUUUGGAUUUAAUUAACUGUCACAUUUUCUAUAGAUGAUUGAUGACUAAUGAAGAACACAGACAUAGGUAUGUAGUUACUGAGUGUAACUAGUUACGUGCACCAGAACAUUUCAUUCAUACGGAAGUGAUUUAUAGCCAACAUACCGUACAGAAGUAGCUUUUGAAUUUAGGCUACUCUACAAUUCUGGUCAUGGCCUAAACAUUUUAGUGCUUUCCUCACAUUAACAAUCCCUAUACAACUCCAUAAAUGCUGCUAAGGAUAUAAUUAUGGAAAACGCUAAAAUGUGCAGGACAGGUUUCUUAUUUCUUAAAGGGUUUCUUAUUGACCAGGGUUUGGAACAUGUAUAGAAUGUUAUUAUGAAGGAAUGAGAACACUUUACUAAAAA
Ictalurus punctatus (channel catfish) is the source of this 2341-nucleotide messenger RNA. RefSeq names its product cytokine receptor family member B12 (gene crfb12). The transcript has 8 exons. The record is from RefSeq and is a predicted model, not a curated record. Bases 385 to 1815 code for a protein of 476 amino acids. NCBI's taxonomy places the organism in Eukaryota, Metazoa, Chordata, Actinopteri, Siluriformes, Ictaluridae. Gene Ontology annotation, molecular function: protein binding.